AUGGGGAUUUUCUAUUAAGGUAUUUUUAAACAUUGUCUUGAAAGAAUGGUUUUCUAUAUGCAUAAAUUAAAAGAAUAAUGCUAAGAUUAAGACUAAAAGAAAAAGGAGAAGCAAUUCUUGAUGCAAAGGCUUCUUGUCUAUAAGCACUGCCUGUAAAUACUUAAAGAAUCUCAGAUGUAUGAUUUAGUUGAUCUGAGAUUGUUUGCUACCUUUGUUGAAAUUGAAUUCUCAGAGUUAAAGAAUUAAAUUUACCCGCUUCUCUCACUACUGAAAAAAUACUUAACAAGAGACGAAUAAGUAGAAGAUCCAUCCUACUUGAAAGUACUUUACAAAAAUCUUAAGAAUCAAUAUACUAAAAUUAGAUCGAAUUCAGCAUUAUCUCAAACACUAAUUUCAUAAAAGCAGUAAAGUGAUGAGAAUAUCAUGAGUUCACCUCAUUAAACGAUAUCUGAUCCCGUAAUUCGUCCUGCUUCUGAAUCAGUAAGAAACAAACCAUAAUCUGAGAUAGAUCUAAAGCAGUAGAUUAGUGCUUUGCAAUAAUCAGGAACACUUUCAAAUGAAUAGAUUAUAGAGGUAAAAACAAAAGGCAAAUCAUCUUUAAGGUAUCAGCCUUCCAAUGCUUUAAAUACAAUUGAUUACGAUCCUUCCCUGAACUCAUCAAAUAAUUAAAAAAAUUCAAACUUGUAUUUUUCAAAGAGGAAACUAUCUUUUCAAUCUAAGAGAGAAUGCUCAACUAGGAAGUAAAAGAAUAAGGGAGAUAUCAUGAAGAGAUAAUCAUUAGACAAUUAUAUGAAUUACAUAACUAAAAAAUUCAAAUUUGAUGAUUCUUCAAUCACGAUGUAGAACUAACCCAAACUCUAAUAAUCUAAUACAAUGAACCAAAGAAUUACCUAAUCAUCACCUUAAAAGAGCAUUAGAACCCAUUUACGAGAAAGAUAAUUGGGAAUGUUGUAAAAAGAAACCAACUUAUAAAUUUACUUCCGCAAUUUAAACUAGGAGCUAAGCUUGAUCGAUAGAUUUAAAGAAGGUUUAGCUUGA
Molecule: messenger RNA, 1038 nt
Organism: Stylonychia lemnae
Lineage: Eukaryota; Ciliophora; Spirotrichea; Sporadotrichida; Oxytrichidae
Source: the annotation of a GenBank genome assembly